Molecule: messenger RNA, 1058 nt
Organism: Chaetomium strumarium
Lineage: Eukaryota; Fungi; Ascomycota; Sordariomycetes; Sordariales; Chaetomiaceae
Exons: 3
Coding region: 265-945 (226 amino acids)
Source: RefSeq, a predicted model, not a curated record
AGGAGGUCAGAAGCCCGGGUCAACUGGCUCAACCCGAAGACUCUCGAAAUAGUUGUAAUCUGUCCAUACCUGCAUGGGGAACGAAACAGCGAAUAAGCGGAAUAUGUAUCACCCGAGCUAUUUCCCCCUUAUGCAGGCUCAAGAGCACCAAAGACAUCUUUCCGGGACUCGCACCUCUUGGUGUUCCCCUGAGUCCCGGACUUCGAAAGCCGCCGUCCUGCCAGACGAAUUCGCUACGAUGUCCCGCCUCGUCAUCACUUCCCAAUGUCUCGUUUUGUUCUUCCUCCUCUGUCAUGCCAGUUGACUUGUCUCCGUCGCCGGGACACACUUUCGGCGUCCUUGACUCAUCGUUUGCUCUCCAAGAGCGACAUCUCGGCCCCUAGCGACUGCUGGCAUUGCUCGCACAUCUCUACCAUAGCACCCUUUUUUUGGCCUGCAGCUUGCUCAGGGCCUGUGGCCAAGGCAAGUGGUGGCUCUCUGUCUCUGGAUGAAAACAUGAGGGGAGAAAAAGAAAGAAAAACUCGCGAAUCGAUGUUUGGAGAUGUGGGACAGCUGUGCUUGGAGACGGUUCAGCAGUGUCCGCCAAUGUCCAGCCGUAAGACGGCGUUCAUCUCCCUCAUGCUAGUAGCUUCGCCUUCGCCGGACUACGCACUACAUAACACUGCCCAGAAGCCGUAUUUCCUACCAUGGUCAAGUAAUCGGGGAAAUAAUCCUGGAACUGACUCGAUGAUGCGUCGGUUCAAACCAAGGCUGGCCAGCCCGGCCAGAGAAGCUCUUCCAACUUACGGUCUACCACGGAUAGUAGGUCUUUCAUACCCACUAUCGCCUACUUUGCUACAGUCCCUGUGCGUAUGGCCAUUAUCCCUUUUCAGGAUUCUCUUGUUUUUUUCGAUUAGAUAUAGACAUCAUCAUAUACACUGUCUUGCGGUAGCGUCUUGCAAGUAGCACUUCGCACACGUUUAAGCUCUCUAACAUGUGACACAGAGACCGGAUGUAUUUGGAAUAUAGUACUGUCGUUCAGGGUCUCCAUAGGGGAAUGCCUCGGGUGAUGUAUGUUC